UUUACGUUUGUUUCUUUUUCUUUUUUCUCCUUUUCUACUGCAAUCUUCUUCGCUAGAAAGACGGCUCGGAGAUUAGAAUAAAUGCUUUCGGAGGUAGAUAGGUACGAGUAUUAUAUUCACUCGUAAAUCGCAUGACGAAUCGAUCGAGUCGAAUUAAAACCGUUUAAUGAUGACCCAUCGUUUAAUUUUUACAUAGAUCAUUUAUAUAUCAAUACUUACAUUAUCUACAAAGGUAACGCAUUUAUGUUUUUUCAGCGUAUCGAAAGAGUAUAGGAUAAUAGGAUUUUGUUGUCCCUUAGAAAGCAACUCUGAACGGUACGAAUUUGUUCGUUUAUUUAUUACUUUCUUUUUUCGCUUUUUUUAAUUACCCCAUCAUCCCUUUCAUACACCUUGGCAAUGCGAUGAUUGAAACGAAAAAAAGAAAAAGAAAAGAAAAAUCCGAAAAAGGAUGGAAAGCAAAAAAAGAGCAUUGGCGGAAGUAAGUAGAUCAGAUAAAAAAAUAAUGUCUCUUUUAAUUGAAAGUUAUCCGACAGUUAGGCGACUACUCGAAAACUUGGGAUUACGAGGAAAGUGUGAGAGAAAGGGAAAGAGAAGGGAGAAGGGCGAAGAGAAAGAACGAGGGAGGGAGGGAGGGAGCAAGCAACGACGUUGUGAUUUAUUUCUUGCCAUCGAGGAGAAAGAAGGCAGUGCAACGUAAGUUAAAAGUUUCGUGGAGGAUCAAAAAGAAGAAGAAGAAGAAGAAGAAGAAGAAGAAAGAAAGAAAAGAAAAGAAAAGAGAGAAGGAAAAUAAAAGCGCGAAUAGAGAAAGAGAAAUAUCAAAGACACGGGGUGUUUUAUAAGAGUGAGAUAUUUUAUUACCGCGUAUCGCGAGUUAAAAGGAGGAGGAGGAGUGGAAGUAGAGGGAGUAGUAAUAGUAAGAAGAAGAAGAAGAAGAAGAAGAAGAAGAAGAAGAAGUAGCUUAUAUACCGGAAAGAUAGAGAUAUAAUGUAUUGUGUUACGUUCUAACGAUCUAACGUGACGAGAAGAGAAAAUCUAGUGGAUAUUAGCAGGAAGGUGAAGGAGGAAAAGGAAUAGGAGAAGAAGGAAGACAAGACAGAAGGGGGGAGUAAAAUUAGGAAGAGUAAAGGAACGAAAUAGCUAAUGGAAUUCAUUGAUGAUUCUCAAGAUGAUGUCAAGAGAAUUCGAACUGGAUAAUGGAGCACACGAAGUGACCGUAGAAGAGGGACGCUCCGUUAACGUGUGACUUGUGGAAAAUUAGCCGAGUACAAUUAAGAUGUACCCCGCGCCGGCGAGACACCCAGCCGCUCCCGGCGGCGGAGGAAGCGGCGGGGCUGCGGGAGGGCUGAAAUUCACGGUGGCCGACACUUGUGAAAGGAUCAAAGAGGAAUUCAAUUUCAUCCAGCAACAGUACCAUUCGUUAAAACUCGAAUGCGAAAAGCUGGCCAGCGAAAAGACCGAAAUGCAGAGGCAUUAUGUCAUGGUAAGACACUUUUACUACGAGAUGUCGUAUGGCCUCAACGUGGAGAUGCAUAAACAGACGGAGAUUGCUAAGAGGCUGAACGCGAUAAUUGUCCAAUUGUUGCCCUUCUUGGCGCAAGAGCAUGGCUUACAGCAUCAGCAGCAGGUGGCGAACGCGGUGGAGAGGGCGAAACAAGUUACCAUGUCCGAGCUGAACGCGAUCAUUGGGCAACAACAACAACAAGGACUCCAGCAGCUGUUGCAACAAAUUCAUGCGCAACAAUUGCCGCAUGGUGCGGUAGUUGGUGGACUUCCACCUGGUGGGUUAUUGGGUUUCGCGGGUGCGGCAGCCGCAGCGGCUGCUGCAGGAGUACCUCCUCAUCUGGCCCCACCGGCCCAUCCAGCGGCUGCGGCCGCAGCGGUUCAGGCACAGGCUCAGGCCCUUCUUAAACCUGCGGAUUUGCAGCAACAUCGUGCAGCCGCGGAAACGCCCGAAGAUCGUAAACCGAUAGCUCUAACCGAUGAGAGACUUCGACAAUCGGUUUCACCUCCUGAAAAGUUUCGUACUCGCACGCCUGACCUUGAAAGUGAUCCUAAAAGGCGGAAGGAAGAAAAGCUCGGUCACGAUAGCGACGGCGAGAAAAGCGAUCAGGACUUAGUCGUUGACGUGGCGAACGAGGAAGGAUCGUCGCCGCAUGCGAAUGGCGAGCAUUCGGAUCCACGAGAAAACGGUACCCUAGAGAAACAUGGAGCAACGGGUCACAUCGGUGGACCAGCUUCGGGAGUAGGUUCGACCUCGGUCAAGGACAGGCCACCUUCGCGAAGCGGAAGUUCUUCCGCCCGUAGUACGCCGUCUCUGAAAAGUAAAGAUAACAUCGCGGAACUAACAAUUCAGGUCGACAAACCGGGUACACCUGUGGCGGCGGCGAGGGGCUCGCGCAGUUGUACGCCAACUAUGGGCGGCAUCCCUGGGCCCUUGGCAUCGCGGGUCUAUCAUCCGCCAUCGUCGCAGCAAACGCCACCACAGGGUUAUCAGGGCUUGCCAUCCCGCGGCAAUGAGCCGUCGCAGUCGCCCUCGCCCUACAACAACUUGCCCUACGCCAGACCAUCCAUGGUGACUUUCGAUCCCAUCAAUCUCCUCAGUUUCGACGGUCACGUGAGGAUACCCUCGAGUAACGGACUGAGCAGCAUUCCGGGUGGCAAACCAGCGUACUCCUUCCAUAUGAACGGCGAGGGCCAACUGCAACCAGUAUCUUUCCCCACGGAUGCUCUCACAGGACCAGGUAUACCUCGUCACGCGCGUCAGAUCAACACUUUGACUCACGGUGAGGUCGUAUGCGCGGUCACGAUCUCGAAUCCAACAAAAUACGUUUACACCGGUGGCAAGGGUUGCGUCAAAGUCUGGGAUAUUGGUCAAGGCAGCAGCAUUAGCGCUAAACCUGUCUCGCAAUUGGACUGUUUGCAGCGCGACAAUUACAUCAGGUCGGUGAAGUUACUGCCAGACGGUAGAACGUUGAUAGUAGGCGGUGAGGCGAGUCAACUGAGUAUCUGGGACCUGGCCAGCCCAACGCCGAGGAUCAAGGCCGAGUUGACCUCCUCAGCGCCAGCCUGUUACGCCUUGGCCAUCUCGCCGGACUCGAAGGUCUGUUUCAGUUGCUGCAGCGACGGUAAUAUCGCCGUCUGGGAUCUCCAGAAUCAAACGUUGGUCAGACAGUUCCAAGGACACACGGACGGAGCUUCUUGCAUCGACAUAUCGGCCGACGGCUCGAAACUCUGGACCGGUGGCCUCGAUAAUACCGUAAGAUCGUGGGAUCUAAGAGAAGGAAGGCAACUUCAGCAACAUGACUUCACAUCCCAAAUAUUCUCAUUGGGAUACUGUCCUACCGGCGAAUGGCUCGCUGUCGGCAUGGAGAACUCUAACGUCGAGGUUCUUCAUGCCACAAAGUUGGACAAAUAUCAGUUACAUCUGCACGAGUCCUGCGUUCUAUCCCUUCGUUUCGCUUCAUGCGGCAAGUGGUUCGUUUCCACCGGCAAGGACAAUCUGCUCAACGCUUGGCGCACGCCUUACGGCGCCUCGAUAUUUCAAUCGAAGGAAUCCUCGUCGGUUCUGAGCUGCGACAUCUCUGCCGACGACAAGUACAUUGUGACUGGAUCCGGCGACAAGAAGGCCACUGUCUACGAAGUGAUUUACUACUAGACGUAUGUCUCCCGGCAAGAACCUACAUUUUCUCUCUUCGUUACGGCUCGAACUACACCGGUAUCCGCUGUUCCCUUUCGUUCCUUUCAUUUCUUUCUUUUUAUUUUCCUUUCCUUUCCUUUCUUCUCUUCUCCUCCAUCGCCAUCACCAUCACCAUCGUCAACUUCCAUUCCUCUUUCGCUUCCUCCUCUUCCUCCUACGCUUCCUCCACCUCCUUCACCUCUUCUUCUUCUUCUUCUUCUUCUUCUUCUUCUUCUAUCAGUUUCUUUCUCUCAUCGAAAGAAGAAACACGUCGCAAGUGAGAAAGUUUUAGAAGCCUUAGGAAAACUAGACUGUUACUACUGUGUAUAUAUAUAUAAGAAUCUAUAUUGCUAUAGAGAAACAAUGUUUAAAGAGGAGAUACUCAAUGUAUAAUGUGAUACGAAGUCUCUCUCAAAGUGUGUGUGCGAACGUAUAAAACGCGUGCGUGCAUGACCCAACCGUGUGAGAGUAUACUUUAUGCAGAUGUGAUUAUACCUAGAAAACGAACUCCUGUCGCGCGUGUACAACGACGAUAAAACGUGUUAAAUAGAACGUUUCCGAGCGGUUCACGUGUCCGUGAAGUAAAAGACACAAAACAUUCUUGCGAGUGACGAACGAUACGUUGAAAAUAUAUGAUUUUAUAUAGAGAUACGUAAAAUAAUAGAGAAAGAGUGAGAGAGAAAGAGAGAGAGAUAGAGAGAGAUCGAUAUAUAUAUAUAUAUACAUAUACAUAUAUAUACAUAUAUAUAUAUAUACGCCCGAAUCGGACGGCCAAUUUAAAGGUGACGAAUCUAUAAUCUACCUACGAAAAUUGCAUUACGCUUUCAGCCGUUAAUACGACGAUAUAAUUGUAAAAAUCGUUUCCAAUGACUUUUACAACUUUUACAGUCACUAAUAACGUUAAGAGUGAUGAUUUGCGAAAUCAGUGUAUGAUGGCAAUCGGUGAUUAAACGCGUUUCACUUUAUUUCAAUUUCAUUGGUACUCUCCUUCAGUAUUGUCGUUAGGCGAUCGAGAUUAUCAUGGUUUGAUUUUAUUUCAUAUUUUAUAUUUUAUUUUUAUUUUUAUGUUUAUUUUUAUUUUUAUUUUCACUUCCAUUUUUAUUUUUAUUUUAAGUAGUUCUAUAUUUAAGAAGAUGACGCGCAUUUAUUAUAUGUCCAUGAAAACCACAUACAUACACACACACAUACGUACAUGCGUAUGAAAGAAAUAAUUUGUUAUCUUCUCGAUCGCCGAUAAUAUUAUAAAUCCGAAUUCAAAUAAACACUUGAGAAAUCGGAUCGUUUAACAAACGAUUUAUUUUAUUCUCAAUAAAAAAUAUAUCUAUGCUCGUUAUAACGAUGAACAACAUAAAACGAUCAUCGAUGAUAGCAAGAAUGCGAUUAGUAUUAUCAAUCGGCGUCAUACCUUUAAAAAACAAAACAUAUCGAAUAUUUUUUAAAUCCUUAAACUUUACAUUUUUCUUUACUUCUUUUUCCUAUUUUAAGUUUCUUCCUUUUUUCUCGUUUCAUUUCGAUGAUGAAAUUUCGAUGACUCCUUUCUUUCGUUUAUCCCCAAAAAGUGUAUUGCAGAUUGUUAACAAUAACAAAAAUAACGCGUUAAACUCCUCUACGAGCAGAGAAUAGCGUUUCAAUUGCCUGCGUACGUGCAUGCUUCUUCUUUUGUAGACGUGCAUGCGCAUACGCAUACACACGCACGCACGCACAUAUACACAUACACAUAGAGAGACAAAUUGCAUUCGUCUCUUUGUAUGCGUAUCGUGUUGUGUAUUGUAUGUAUGUACGUGGGUGAGCGAAAUUUAAACAAACGACUUUGUGUAUAUGCGUGUAUAUGAUGCGUCGUGUGUGUAUGGGGGCCAGCUGGGGGAGGUAGCAGUGCAGUGGGAGGGACAGGGGGUGUAUUAAUCGGCUCUGCGUGUGUAUGUAUGAUACAUCUUAUGCGUUUAGAUGCGUGCGUGAUAAAUCUCUUUGUACAAAAUCGCGUACCAGAUUCGAUGAUCGUUGCCGAUAAACGCAAUGGACAACUUACGUGCCGUUAUUGACGGUAACGAAGAUGCUUAAAAAAAAACGAAAAAGGAGGGGGAAAAAAAAGAAAAAAAUAUAUAUAUAUCUAUGUAAAGUACAAUUC
This is a messenger RNA of Vespula pensylvanica (western yellowjacket), 5801 nucleotides long. It is a transcript of the gene gro, whose product is annotated as protein groucho-like. Lineage: Eukaryota; Metazoa; Arthropoda; Insecta; Hymenoptera; Vespidae. Gene Ontology annotation, cellular component: nucleus; transcription regulator complex. Gene Ontology annotation, molecular function: protein binding; transcription corepressor activity. The coding region runs from base 1274 to 3655 and encodes 793 amino acids. The transcript has 15 exons. The record is from RefSeq and is a predicted model, not a curated record. Gene Ontology annotation, biological process: regulation of DNA-templated transcription; negative regulation of canonical Wnt signaling pathway.